UCCCAGGCGAAGCCAUCUUGAAUGUUUUUUGUGGGCGGAGGAAAACAAGACGCUUGUCCGGUCAUCUGCAUAGUUGUAGUGUAGUUCGUUCGGCCUGUGGACGCUAAAACUCAACGUUUGCCCCCCAAAAGGGACCAAAGAUGGGAAACAUAAACACAGUGGGGCCGAACGAGGCCCUGGUGGUGUCAGGUGGCUGUUGUGGUGCAGAUACAAGGAAGACGGUGAUUGGCGGAUGGGCCUGGGCAUGGUGGUUGGUUACUGAUGUGCAAAGGCUGUCCCUGGAGGUCAUGACCCUUAACCCGACCUGUGAGAGCGUGGAGACAGCGGAGGGCGUGCCCUUGACUGUGACCGGCGUGGCGCAGGUCAAGGUCAUGACGGAGCCGGAGCUGCUGAGCACCGCCUGCGAACAGUUCCUGGGGAAGUCUGUGUCACACAUCGAGUCUGUUAUCCUGCAGACUCUGGAGGGUCAUCUCAGGGCUAUCCUGGGUACCCUGACUGUGGAGGCAGUCUACAAGGACAGGGACCAGUUUGCCCAGCUGGUGCGAGAGGUGGCGUCCCCCGACGUGGGACGCAUGGGCAUCGAGAUCCUGUCCUUCACCAUCAAGGACGUGUUCGACCGCGUGGAGUACCUGUCCUCGCUCGGCAGAUCGCAGACCGCCGCCGUGAAGAGGGACGCCGACAUCGGUGUGGCCGAGGCAGAGAGAGAUGCAGGAAUCAGGGAAGCUGAAUGUGAGAAAGCAAGGAUGGAUGUACGUUACGACGCGGACACCCUGAUCGCUGACCACGAGAGAAUGUUCAAACUGAAGAAGUCGGAGUACGAGAUGGAAGUGCAGGCCAAGAAAGCCGAGGCCAACCUGGCCUAUGAGCUUCAGGCCGCCAAAGUCAGACAGAAGAUCCGUAACGAGGAGAUCGAGAUCGAAGUCGUGGAGCGGCGUAAGCAGAUCGACAUCGAGGAGAAGGAGAUCCAGCGUAAGGACAAGGAACUGAUCGCCAUCGUCAGGCGUCCCGCCGAGGCCGAGGCUUACAAGGUCCAGACGAUAGCAGAGGGCAAGAGGACACAGACCGUCAAGGUGGCCCAGGCUGACUCAGGCAAGAUCAAGCUGAUUGGAGAGGCAGAUGCCAGUGCAAUCGAGGCCAUCGGAAAGGCGGAGGCCGAGCGCAUGAGACAGAAGGCUGCGGCGUACAAGAUGUACGGAGAUGCCGCCAUGAUGGCCCUGGUGUUGGAGUCCCUGCCUAAGAUUGCUGCGGAGGCGUCCGCUCCGCUUGCGAGGACGGAGGAGAUCGUCCUGUUGGGCGGAGAAGGCAGCCGCAGCACACACGAGAUCACCAAGCUGGUCAGCGAGCUCCCGCCAGCCGUGCAAGCCCUCACCGGCGUUGACCUGUCCAAGGUGUUGACUAAGGUUCCCGGAGCAAAGUAGGCCUGUACGUACAAACACAGGCAGUCGAUUUUCUCCUAGUCCUCCUUAGUAGAAGUUUAUGUAACACCCUACACCAGACCUAUUGUGUCAUUGGAACCCAUGAGUAUGCAAGAAUGUGAACCUUAGUUGUAGACUUCCAGUUGAUUUUGUUCCAGUAGUUAAUGUACAGUACAGUACCAUUUUGCCAGUAGACAGUAUGUUGUUGUUAGUACAAUUGCUAACCCAAGAUACUAUAGAUGGUAUUCCAGAAACAGUAGAUGGCAAUUUAGAUAUUGUGCAUGUUUUACACAUUUGUACAACUCAACAGUCUUUUCUAAAACAGAUGAUGAACCAUGCUUGUAGCAGCAAGCAAGGCUAUCUUCUAUCUUUUCUGUACAUUGCCCAUAGUCUGUGUUCACUACAAAAAAAUCAAACUGUAUGCAGUAAAACUGAACCUAAUGUGAGGAAAGUUGAUUUGUUUGUAUAAUUCUGUUUUGGUAGGACCAGAUGCAUGUACGAUUGCUUAGAUAUUCCAGAACUAGUCACUCAAGCCUCGUGUGGCUUGAUUUUGUAGCAAAAUAAUUUUUAGCACCCAGAAUGCGAGCAAGUUAAGUUAUUUUUAUGCAUGCCUAUCGUAGCUUGCCAGCAUAGUUGGUAGAUGUUAGCAUUGUAGCGCAUAGAUCUACUCGAGAUCAUAAGUCAUAAUGCAGGCACUGAAGCAUAGAUAGACCAAGCUAACCCUGUCUUCAGAUGUAUAUAAUCCGUGUGUACUGUAAGGAAGAAAAAUGGGAUGGACAUGGGAUGAAAUCCAUUCUCCAUCUUUUUGUUCACUUUGGGAACCUGGAUUGAAAGUAAUUUUAACAAGCUUUGCAACCUAAGUUGCCAGAUGUGUUUUCCUUUGCUUGCAAGUGUUUAGGUGUGAUGAUGAUGUAAAAAAAACAACAGAACUUCAGACAACAGUUUUUGCAAAUUUUUUUGCAAAUUUCAUAAGCAUCAACAAGCACUACUUUGGUGCAGAGUAACAUACCUUUUCACAAUCUUUUAUGAUGAUGAUUUUAAACUAACAAUUUGUUAUGGUUAUGAUUUUUAACUUGUUGAUUUUGACAAAAUUCAGAUUUUGAGGAUACGUCUCUUUGUUACUUUACUACCUCUAUACCUCAAAUGAAGUUUUCUCUGAAGGCCUUUUCUAUUAAAAGCAUUGAAACAAACGUGUCUCAGAUGUCAACUGUAUUAGUCUGGAAUAAAUCCUCUCCUGGUAAAUUGGGUCCUUUAAAAGAAUUCCUAAUUCUCAAGGAAAUACUGCUUGAUUUGCUUUGCUCUCUAUUAGCCUCUUUUAUAAGCUGCAUUCCUAAGCCUUUUGUAUGCGGCAAAUUCCUGUAAAUAACUGUAUCGUACGUAACAGUAGACAAUAGUACUGGCUCUGAUAGUUUGAAGUGUGCAUAUCAGAAACUUUGCAUUGCGUCAUUCACAAAAACAGAUACAGAAUGUUUCUACCAACAAGGUAUAGGCCAAAUACAUGUCUUUAGCCAAAUGUGUCCUGUGUUUUCUACUCCUGAUCUCCCGAUACAUAGGUGAGAACACACACUUGUCAGAUAAUGAAUUGUACAUGUAUGCCAGCCAAGAAGCAAAAUUUCAUGCCUUAUGAUGUCCAAAGGCAGCUCCUGAACUAAGUUGCCUUUUCAGCAAAUGAUCAGAUAUAGCCAAUACAUGUACUUGAACAGAUUUUGCAUGUGUGUUUGGUAGAUCAAACAUGUACAUCACUUGUACAAGUCAAGCCACACUGACCAUUAUUUGUUCUUGGAUCUUUUAAAGUCAACAUGUAGAAGGUGUACUUUGCAGGGAAAACUUGAAAAAUACACUUUAGAACACAUUUUUAAGCUUUUGUAUUCUAAUGUUGCUCUAUCACCCUUGCCAAGAUACAGUUGGUAAUUUUGUAUGGUCGGCAUGGCGUCCUCUAUGCUUAUAUGUGUUAAGCACUUCAAAUCUCUUCUGUAGUGACUUGCCCUGUGGAAAGUUGUGUGCAAUGUUACAGAUCAGCUGUUAACGUUGAAUCUUCUGUAAAUAAUUCUGUGACAAUGGGGUACAAGAUGGCCGUGGAACUUGGGGGAGGAAGCAAAGUUAUGGUGGAAGGGAAAGACAGCCAGUCCUCAGGUAUUUCUAUAAGGAACCAAGAAAAGAAUGAAGAAUGUACCGAGAGAAAGUUGCUCAGAAUUGUCUUGAAGUCCCCAGUGGUACGACUGCCAUUUUGUUCUCAUUAUUGCACCAGAGCACAGUUAUUGACUGUUGACACUUGUGUGAGGUUGUUUUUGUACUCAAGAA
Molecule: messenger RNA, 3716 nt
Organism: Branchiostoma belcheri (Belcher's lancelet)
Lineage: Eukaryota; Metazoa; Chordata; Leptocardii; Amphioxiformes; Branchiostomatidae
Product: flotillin-2-like
Exons: 9
Coding region: 141-1418 (425 amino acids)
Biological process (GO): protein localization to plasma membrane; regulation of myoblast differentiation
Cellular component (GO): plasma membrane
Source: RefSeq, a predicted model, not a curated record